GUCCUCUUCUCUCUCUUACUUCCUGCGAGAGAGGAAAGGCUUGGAGAGUGCACCUCCAAAGCCUGCCCACGAGCUUUUCAACUUUGACACUCUUCGGUCUUUAUCAUUGACGAAAGUGCAGCAUGACCAUGGCUUUGACACCGGCAACCGCUCGCGAUGCGCCUCAACCUCAAUCCCCAAUCUCCACUACCGCCCACGCCGUGCGGCGGCUCAUCUGGUGGCGGCGCACAGAAGAGCCUGGCCUCUGGGAUGCACAAGAAAGAGCCCGGAGGGUGUCAUACCCUCCUCACAGCAACUAUGACGAGAUGGCGAUGCGAUGGGCCGUAAUGCAGAGGAGGACCGCUGGCGGGAGAAUGGCGCGAGCCCCCAAGCCUCCGCAUGGCCUGCCGGUCGAGCAAAUUGCACAACUCCCAUUGAUCAGCUUCCACCAGGAGGACUAUCGCAAUGUCGAUCACCAGCGCCAGGGCGAUGAUUCCCUCCAAGCGCAAUCACUACAGCAGCUCGAUACCAUACGUGACUCGACAGACCAGGACAGCAGCGGUUCACAUACGGUCCUGUCACAAGCACUCCCGACAUUCUCGAAGUCGCGACAAACAUCAUCUUCAGAAACUGCAAUAAAAGCGUCCGACUCUGGCCAGGUUGUUCGAAUCAAAGAAGCCGUCUCGUGCCAAAGCAACAGUUCUUGCUCAAUAUGUACCGAGGACCUGAUCGAGGGCGAACACGUGCGAAGACUGCCCUGCACGCACAUAUUCCACCCUCCGUGUAUAGACCACUGGCUACGCGAGAGGGCACCGACUUGUCCGCUAUGUCGUCUCGACCUCGAGGCAUUCCUCGUCCACGCAGAUAAUCUUGUUGAUGAAUAAGCCCGGUAGAAGCUAUGGGUAGUUACGCUCAGUUGUACAGCGCAAAUAGCAGCGUAUUGGUUACGUGGGACGCGAGCUGAAUCGUCUACCACGUCUUAUAUUCGGGCAUUUAUACGAAGAAUGCAACAUCAGAAGACUUGGCAGCUUAUAUUGCCAAAGAAUGUAGAUGAACAAAGAUUCACCUAUAAGUAAA
Messenger RNA from Microdochium trichocladiopsis, 1056 nucleotides. RefSeq lists its product as uncharacterized. The coding region runs from base 123 to 863 and encodes 246 amino acids. The transcript is spliced from 2 exons. NCBI's taxonomy places the organism in Eukaryota, Fungi, Ascomycota, Sordariomycetes, Xylariales, Microdochiaceae. The record is from RefSeq and is a predicted model, not a curated record.